AUGAGACAUGUUGCUCUUGCCAUACGGGGAGAGAGGAUCAUUGGAAAAUUGGGUGGACAUGCCCAAAAGUUCCAAUCUUAUACGCCUAUCGAAUGGCUGUCUGGAAUUCACUUCCUCUUGUCGAUCACAUCACACGCUUUGAGAGACCAGAAUCUCAAAUUCAUGCACAACACAUUCCGUCUGUCUGGCAAAGGAAAGAAAAAUCCAUACACUUUCGAGGUCAACAUGCUUGGCUCACGCACGUUGUUUACUUCUGAUCCCGAGAACAUUCGAGCCAUGUUAGCAACACAAUUCAAUGACUUCGGGAAAGGCGAAAGGUUCAGAAAAGACUGGUUCGAUCUUAUGGGAAACAGCAUAUUCAACGUAGACGGAAGCGCUUGGCAUGAGUCUCGCCAACGACUUCGUUCGCUCUUCACUCGCCAACGGGUCAGUGACCUCGCUUGUUUCGAGCGCCAUGUUCAAGACAUGACACCCAUGUUGGGCGGAGGCCGCACCGUCGAUGUGAAGGACAUCUUGAGUAGACUUGCACUUGAUGUAUCGGCGGACUUUUCCUUGGGACGACAGAUUAAUUCGCUGACCAGUCACCAAAAUGACGAGUUUUUCGACGCCUUCGAACGUAUCCGCCACAUCCAAUCCUUGAUAGAACGAUUGGGCCCUCUGAACUUUCUCGUCCCUCGACGCCAGUUUCGCCAGGACCUGGAGACUCUAAAUGAUUUUAUGAAACCAACAAGUGAAAAGGCAGUUUCUAUGACUGCAGAAGAGCUCGAGGAGAUGGAUAAGACAGAUCAUGGCUGGACGCUUCUUCAUGCAUGCGCCUCUGUCUCCCGAGACAAACGCUGGCUUCGAGACGAAAUGGUUGCUAUUCUCAUAGCGGGUCGUGACACGACUGCUACAACCAUGUCUUGGGCCUUUUAUGAGCUAGCCAGGAACCCCGACGUCCUAGCUGACCUUCGGCGUGAAAUUGAACUUACGGUUGGCGUUGGCGACUCAUCUCGGGAGCCAACUUACAAAGACCUGAAGAGCAUGUCUUUCGCUACACAUAUUCUCAACGAAACUCUGAGACUGUAUCCGAAUGCACCUUUCAACAUCAGAGCAGCCGUCAAAGACACCAGCUUGCCACAUGGCGGAGGUCCAGAUGGGAAUAGCCCAGUUGGUGUUCGCGCUGGCACUCAGGUCAUCUAUUCCACCCAUGUUUUGCAGCUUCGAGAAGACCUCAAUGCGUACGACUUCGCACCGAUUGAUGAGUUCUGCCCUUGCCGUUGGGACUCGUGGACCCCGAAACCGUGGACGUACAUUCCGUUCAAUGGCGGUCCUCGGAUCUGUGUUGGACAACAGCUAGCUCUGACCAAGAUGGCAUAUGUGUUAGUACGUGUAUUCCAACGAUACAAGAAUGUGCAGUUAGGAGUCUCGCCGGGUCAAGUCCAAUCAAAUGAGUCGGGUUGGACAAGAAAAGGGUCAGAGCCUGAAGGGAUAGAAAGAUUUGUCGGCACACGACUGCGCAUGGCGAGUGAAAUCACUCUCUCUCCUAGAGGAAGUGUUGAUUUGAGAUUUAUCGAGUGA
Colletotrichum aenigma is the source of this 1560-nucleotide messenger RNA. RefSeq names its product Cytochrome P450 52A13. The record is from RefSeq and is a predicted model, not a curated record. Lineage: Eukaryota; Fungi; Ascomycota; Sordariomycetes; Glomerellales; Glomerellaceae. Gene Ontology annotation, molecular function: monooxygenase activity; iron ion binding; heme binding. The transcript is spliced from 2 exons. Bases 1 to 1560 code for a protein of 519 amino acids.